Molecule: messenger RNA, 3322 nt
Organism: Prinia subflava (tawny-flanked prinia)
Lineage: Eukaryota; Metazoa; Chordata; Aves; Passeriformes; Cisticolidae
Gene: ZBTB45
Product: zinc finger and BTB domain containing 45
Biological process (GO): regulation of transcription by RNA polymerase II
Molecular function (GO): DNA-binding transcription factor activity, RNA polymerase II-specific; RNA polymerase II cis-regulatory region sequence-specific DNA binding; protein binding
Source: RefSeq, a predicted model, not a curated record
CCCGUGUCCCCAGUGUCCCCAGUGUCCCCAGUGUCCCCAGUGUCCCCCCGUGUCCCCCUGUGUCCCGGUGUCCCCGCGGCCAUGCCGGAGGCCGUGCACUACAUCCACCUGCACAACUUCAGCCGCUCUCUGCUGGAGACGCUCAACGGGCAGCGCGCGGCGGGGCAGUUCUGCGACGUCACCGUGCGCAUCCGCGAGGCGUCGCUGCGCGCCCACCGCUGCGUGCUGGCCGCCGGCAGCCCCUUCUUCCACGACAAGCUGCUGCUGGGCCACUCGGCCAUCGAGGUGCCGCCCGUGGUGCCCUCGGCCGCCGUGCGCCAGCUCGUCGAGUUCCUCUACAGUGGCAGCCUGGUGGUGGCGCAGUCCGAGGCGCUGCACAUCCUCACGGCCGCCUCGGUGCUGCAGAUCAAGACCGUCAUCGACGAGUGCACGCAGAUCAUCUCGCGGGGCCGCAAGGCGCCGGCACCGCCACCGGCACCGGCACCGGCACCGUCGCCGCCCGCCGGGCACAGCCGCAAGCAGCGGCAGCCGCUGCGCCUGGCGCCCGCGCUCAAGGAGGAGCGGCGCGGCGAGGAUGAGGAGGAGCGGGCAGGGGAUGAAGGCGUUGCCCCCCCGGCCGUGGCUCCCCCAGCCUUUGCCGCGCCGGAGCCGCGUUUUUUCGGCGCCCCCGAGGUUUUCCACGACGCUUUCCUGCCGCCCUGGCCCGGUGAUGACGGUGCCGCCUUCGGGGCGCAGCGCGGCCGGGACGCGCCGGGAGGGGACGGAUUCGGCUUCGGGUCGCCCCCGCCAUUGCCAGCGCCCUACGAGGGCGGCGUGGAGGGGGCUCCGGUGGCCAUGGCCCCCCCGGCGCCGCCAGCCGCGCCGCCCCGCGGGCCCCAGCCCCCGUACCAGUGCGGGCACUGCCAGAAGAGCUUCAGCUCCCGCAAGAACUACACCAAGCACAUGUUCAUCCACUCAGGCGAGAAGCCCCACCAGUGCUCGGUGUGCUGGCGCUCCUUCUCCCUGCGCGAUUACCUGCUGAAGCACAUGGUGACGCACACGGGCGUGCGCGCCUUCCAGUGCGGCGUGUGCUGCAAGCGCUUCACGCAGAAGAGCUCCCUCAACGUGCACAUGCGCACGCACCGCCCCGAGCGCUUCCAGUGCCGCCUCUGCACCAAGGGCUUCUCGCACCGCACCCUGCUGGAGCGCCACGCCGCCACCCGCGCACCCCGCGCCCCCGCCGGGGCCGCCGGCAGGGCUGCCACCGGGGCCAUCGACACCGGGGCCGUCGCCGGGGCUGACACCGGCGCUGACACCGGGGCCACCGCCACCACCAGGGCUGACAACGGGGCCAGUGCUGGGGCCACCUCCGGGGCCACCUCCAGGGCCACCACUGGGACUGCCACCAGAGCUGACACCGGGGCCACCUCCAGGGCCACCACCAGGGCCACCACCGGGGCUGCCACCAGGGCUGUCACCAGGGCUGACACCAGGGCUGACACCAGGGCUGACACCAGGGCCACCUGCAGGACCAUCUCCAGGGCCACCACUGGGACUGCCACCAGGGCCACCACCGGGACUGCCACCAGGGCUGCCUCCAGGGCCACCUCUGGGGCCACCACCAGGGCCACCACCGGGACUGCCACCAGGGCCGCCUCCAGGGCCCCCUCUGGGGCCACCACUGGGGCUGCCACCUGGGCCACCACCGGGGCCACCACCAGGGCCGCCACCGGGGCUGCCACCAGGACUGUCACCAGGGCCACCAGUAGGGCUGCCACCAGGGCCACUGCCAGGGCCAGCGCCGGACCCCGGCCUGGGCACGUGGCCGGACGCCGCGGGCGCCGGCCCCGCUCACACGGCGUGAGGGGGUCCCUGCCCCUCGGAGGGCCUGGAGGGUGACCCGGGGGCUCCGGGGUGCCUGCGGGUCCGGCGGAGCGCCCGCGGUGAGGCCGGGGGAGGCGGCUGAGGCGCCGGCCGAGGAUCCGGGAGGACGUCCCUGGUGACGGGAGGAGAGGAACGGAGCGCCCCGGUGGGGACGGGGGACGUGGGGAGUGCCCGGGGCCCCGAGCAGUGCCGGGAUCACCGAACAAACCCCGCCGGGCACCGCGCCAAGGCAGCCAGGAUCUGGGAGGAGGCUGAGGUGCUGUCUGUGGGAUUCGGGAGGACGUUCCUGGCAACGGGAGGAGAGGAGCGGAGUGCCCAGGGCCCCGAGCGGCGCCGGGAUCACCGAACAAACCCCGCCGGGCACCGCGCCAAGGCAGCCAGGAUCUGGGAGGAGGCUGAGGUGCUGUCUGUGGGAUUCGGGAGGACGUUCCUGGCAACGGGAGGAGAGGAACGGAGCGCCCCGGUGGGGACGGGGGACGUGGGGAGUGCCCGGGGCCCCGAGCGGCGCCGGGAUCACCGAACAAACCCCGCUGGGCACCGCGCCGAGGCCGCCGGGACCCGGGAGGAAGCUGAGGUACUGUCUGUGGGAUUCAGGAGGACAUUCCCGGUGACAGGAGGAGAGGAACAGAGCGCCCCGGUGGGGAUGGGGGGCGUGGGGAGCGCUUGGGACCCUGAGCAGGGCUGGGAUCACCGAACAAACCCCGCCGGGCACCGCGCCGAGGCCGCCGGGACCCAGGAGUGUUGGAGUCCAGGGUAUCCCUCUGGCCGCCCUGGAGGGUUUGGAGACUGUACAGGGUGGUCUGGGAUCUGUCCAGGGGGGUCAGUCAGACCCACACAGAUCCCAGGAGGACACUGCCUCUGAUUCCUGUCCAUGGGAGUGAACACUCACAUGCAGGAAGAAUCACAAAUCCUAAGAAUUUAAAAUAAGUAGUGAAUAAGGAGAAUCUCAGGGAAUCAACAACCCUGAGACAGGAGGAGACACCGAGGGUGCCUGGUGGCCCUGGCGGUGCAGAGUGGCGGCAGCAUUGACCUGGUGCCACCUGUAGAACAUUCUGGAACUGAGCUGGGCGCGGGGAUUUGAGGCACACACCGCGCCGUGAGUCCGGAGCUCGGCGGGCUGGACAGGUGGAGCUGUCCCAGCUGGAGCGGGGCAGGACCCAGGGACACCUGAGGGCCGCUCCCGGUGCUCCAGGGGCUGCAGGGGGCUCGGGAGAGGGGCUCGGACACGGCAGCGGCUCCCCGUGGGAGAUUUUGGGGGAAAGCCCUGCCUGGGGCGGCGUUCCCAGAGGAGCUGGCUCCACGGAGCUCCGUGGAGCUGUGACUGACCCCAGGGGACCUGCAGGGACACAGGGUCCCUCCCUUGUCCCCUCCCCGCCACGGUGACGAUGGCCUCGGGCUGCAUUGACCGUUUCGGUGCCGUUUUUGCUGUUUUUACACUAAAAGUCUCCAAUGGUCCCGU